AUGGUGCGGAACCCGCUUCGCUUCUUUUUGAUUCUUUGCUUCUUCAGCAUCCUGUCCGGCGCAAGUUACAACCCCCUGACGACGUAUCAGAAAUUUAGAGCAAUUACAAACUAUGGAGACCUGGCCAUGUACGCCAAAAUAGUUAUGAAACUGAGCCGAAGGCAAUGCCUCAACAUCACAGCCGUUGGUGGGAGCGUGUCGAACGGGCAUUUCAACCAUACCAUGCUUCCCAAAGCAGUGUUGUGGCACCAGCGUGUUGGGCAGAUGCUUAACGAAGCAUUUCCCUGCGGCCCGAACGGCCAUCAGGUCACUGCUUUCGCAAAAGGUUCCAUAGUGACUCGCUAUUGGAUGGAUUACUUUGCUGGGCGGCAGGAGGAGCUGCUGUUUGGGUCGGACCUCGUUAUGAUAGAAACUGCCGCCAAUCAGCUCCUAGAACGUGAUGUUGCUAGCCGAGAAGAGGAGACGUUUCUGUCGAUGGUGCUUUUACAGUCCCGUCGCUUGGAUAUGGCAACUAAUAACAACCGCCAGCUAGACGAUUUGUCAGAAGCACAACUUGGUACCCAGAGGAAAUUCUCGGGCACAGCUGCCAUGUUUGUGAUCCCAUCCUCACGCUGCUAUUCUGGAUUCUGGUCCGGUGUGCCAUUCGAGCGCACAGGCGAUGCCAUGUACGCCCAGUUGCCGGUCGCCCAGCACCAUGGCGCGGCCAUCGUUUCAGUGCUGGAUGCAUUAGGGCCUUUCCCAACUCGGGUUUCCCAGGAGUACUUCAACGCCACGUGGUUUCCCGGCUGGCCCUGGGGCGACAAGAUCCAUCCCGAUGCAAAUGGCCAUCGCGUCGUCGCUGAGCUGAUCGUGAACUACAUCCAGACUAUCUACCAGCACGCUAACCAGUUCCGUGACCACCCACUGCCGAUGGAGUACGUGCCUCGAGAUCCUAUGUUCAUCGAUGUGAGAUCCAGAGACAUGUAUCUGGACUUGCAGCCCAUCUCACUGACGAGCUACCACUUCAACUUAAGGAAGGUCAAUAAUUCUCCCAUGGACAACGACAACUGCAAGGCGUGGCGAUUUUAUGCUGAUGUCCCAAAUAAGCCAGGCUUCAUUUCAACGACAACUAAUUCGUACUGUCAGUUGUAUCUUCCUCCGAAGGACGUCCAACGGCUAACGCUUGGGGAGGCUCAUGUGGAACUGCUGAAGUCGUACAUGCAUAUGGGCACCGUCGCCGUCACAAUUUUCAGAGGAGUGGCUGGACGCGACGGGACUUCUUGCGCAAGAGGCGAUUUACCGGAUUCCGUACUGGGAUCUCAUACGGUUGAUUGCUUGUGGUCUGAGCCGGUGUCUCUAGCAAAAAUCGAGGUGUUCAAAUUCCAGCUACCGCAGCCCCGGGAUGAUAGAACCUGCUUGAUCCUCGACUUCACCAUCCGAGCCACAAAUCGAGAGAGCAAUAAGAUCAAAGUUCUAGGAUUUUCCCUGUUUUAGACGAUUAACCAGCAGCACCGAAAACGCAAGCCAUUUUACGAGUAAUCGCAUCGCGAUAACGAGUACGUAUUUGUUCGUUCUACCUGAUAGGCAGUUGCGUGUCUUUGAGAGGCGUUACUAUUUCGCAGACGUAAGCGCAGUAAUAGACGGAGCUGAUGUUUGUCUUGCCAUCAUUGUUAAGUUGUGGACAUGUGGUGUGCGAUCGCGCGUGAUGACCCUAAAAUUAGCGCAGGAAUGCAGUUUGCAGUUGGUUCACUGAGGGGUAUUCAAUACUACGAGGGAAGUUCCCUCACUGAAGGCGACCCCCUCGCUGUCAUCACCUCUGGGCCUGUCCAGCGGCACAGGCAGUAACGGACCCACUAACUCUGUCAACAGGAUUGCCAGUG
Molecule: messenger RNA, 1859 nt
Organism: Volvox carteri f. nagariensis
Lineage: Eukaryota; Viridiplantae; Chlorophyta; Chlorophyceae; Chlamydomonadales; Volvocaceae
Exons: 4
Coding region: 1-1473 (490 amino acids)
Source: RefSeq, a predicted model, not a curated record